AUGCUCACGUUCAUGGCCUCUGACAGCGAGGACGACGCCUGCAACGAGCGGACGUCCCUGAUGUCGGCCGAGAGCCCCGUGCCGCGCUCCUGCCCGGACGGCAGGCAGGGCCCCGAGGACGCAGAGGAUGCCGCCCAGCGGGGAAGCCGGGACCCCGGGGAGGACCAGGAGGAGGACCCUGACCGCUACGUCUGCAGCGGGGUGCCCGGGCGGCUGCCGGGCCUGGAGGAGGAGCUGACCCUCAAGUACGGGGCGAAGCACGUGAUCAUGCUCUUCGUGCCCGUCACUCUGUGCAUGGUCGUGGUGGUGGCCACCAUCAAGUCCGUGCGCUUCUACACGGAGAAGAGCGGGCAGCUCAUCUACACGCCCUUCACCGAAGACACGCCCUCGGUGGGCCAGCGCCUGCUCAACUCCGUGCUCAACACCCUCAUCAUGCUCAGUGUCAUCGUGGUCAUGACCAUCUUCCUGGUCGUGCUCUACAAGUACCGCUGCUACAAGUUCAUCCACGGCUGGCUGAUCAUGUCCUCGCUGAUGCUGCUGUUCCUCUUCACCUACAUCUACCUCGGGGAGGUGCUCAAGACCUACAACGUGGCCAUGGACUACCCCACGCUGCUGCUGGUGGUGUGGAACUUCGGGGCGGUGGGCAUGGUGUGCGUGCACUGGAAGGGCCCGCUGGUGCUGCAGCAGGCCUACCUCAUCAUGGUCAGCGCACUCAUGGCCCUGGUCUUCAUCAAGUACCUGCCCGAGUGGUCCGCCUGGGUCAUCCUGGGCGCCAUCUCCGUGUACGAUCUCAUGGCUGUGCUCUGCCCCAAGGGGCCGCUGCGGAUGCUGGUGGAGACCGCCCAGGAGCGGAACGAGCCCAUAUUUCCUGCCCUGAUUUACUCCUCCGCCAUGGUGUGGACGGUGGGCAUGGCCAAGCUGGACCCCUCCUCUCAGGGGGCCCUUCAGCUCCCGUACGACCCAGAGAUGGAAGAAGACUCCUGUGACAGUUUGGGGGAGCCCUCGUACCCGGAAGUCCUCGCGCCCCCCCUGCCUGGCUCCCCCGGGGAGGAGCUGGAGGAAGAGGAGGAAAGGGGCGUGAAGCUGGGCCUCGGGGACUUCAUCUUCUACAGCGUGCUGGUGGGCAAGGCGGCGGCCACGGGCAGCGGCGACUGGAACACCACGCUGGCCUGCUUCGUGGCCAUCCUCAUCGGCCUGUGCCUGACCCUCCUGCUGCUCGCCGUGUUCAAGAAGGCGCUGCCCGCCCUGCCCAUCUCCAUCGCCUUCGGCCUCAUCUUCUACUUCUCCACCGACAACCUGGUGCGGCCCUUCAUGGACACGCUGGCCUCGCACCAGCUCCACAUCUGA
Molecule: messenger RNA, 1347 nt
Organism: Pipistrellus nathusii (Nathusius's pipistrelle)
Lineage: Eukaryota; Metazoa; Chordata; Mammalia; Chiroptera; Vespertilionidae
Source: the annotation of a GenBank genome assembly